Effrenium voratum is the source of this 531-nucleotide messenger RNA. Lineage: Eukaryota; Dinophyceae; Suessiales; Symbiodiniaceae. The record is from the annotation of a GenBank genome assembly.
AUGAGAAACAAGGCUGACGACUUCAUAUACCAGAACCGGAAAGCCAUUUGCGAGGGCAUGUCAGCCGCGGCUGUGUACGACCAGCUGCUGAAGCCUUCCAGCGUGUGCUGGCGAGCUGGCAUGACGGCCCGGUCAUCCUUGUUUCCGCACCACUCCGAUUAUGGCACGAAGACAUCCUUGGCAGAGGAGAACACCCAGUUUGAGCGGGGAGAGCGCGAGUCAAGCCCUUUCCCGGCGUUGGUGGAGCGGCUCCAGAGCAACACCACGCUGCUGCAAAUGGCGGCAUCCGGCAACGCACGGGAAGAGGACCUAUUCAUUGAUCCCUUUCAGACGUACUGCGCGCUCAGCGGUGGGACUGAUUGCGCUAAGAUCGGCAAGGAGAGUUGCACCUGUUAUUGCGUGGAGCCUGGGACUUGCACCUCGGUCAUGGCCGCCAAGUACGGCAAGGCGGCUGUGGCCAUCCUGGCUGCUUGGAAGGGCCAAAGGGCCAAAGUCGGGAUGGGCUUUGGUUUUGGGCCUGGGUGGAUUUGA